Molecule: messenger RNA, 2652 nt
Organism: Malurus melanocephalus (red-backed fairy wren)
Lineage: Eukaryota; Metazoa; Chordata; Aves; Passeriformes; Maluridae
Product: CCN family member 2-like
Exons: 5
Coding region: 55-1104 (349 amino acids)
Biological process (GO): signal transduction; cell adhesion
Cellular component (GO): extracellular matrix; extracellular region
Molecular function (GO): heparin binding; integrin binding
Source: RefSeq, a predicted model, not a curated record
UCCGAAGGAGCAAGGAGCCAUCAGCUUAGAUCUCUGCCCUUUCCAGUACUCAGGAUGGCUGGCAAUUUGGGGACAGUGACCUGGACCCUGUUCCUGCUCCUCCUCUCCUCUGAAUGGGUAGAGCCACAGGCCUGCACGUUCCCAUGCCAGUGUCCCUCCCARCAUCUGGAGUGCCCUGCCGGUACCAGCCACAUCUGGGAUGCCUGUGGCUGCUGCAAGGUGUGUGCCCAGCAGCUGGGUGAGCUCUGCUCCCUGCACAGGCCCUGUGACCACCACAAGGGACUCUACUGUGACUUCUCCAAAAUCCACCGAGGCAGCGGAAUCUGCUCAGCUCAUGAGGGUGCCACAUGUGACUUGCUGGGCAAGAUCUACCUCAAUGGGGAGAGCUUUCAGCCCACGUGCAAGCUGCAGUGCAUCUGCAUGGACGGGGCCAUCGGCUGCAUCCCGCUCUGCUCCGAUGAUGUGCGCCUGCCGUCCCCCAAGUGCCCCAACCCACGCAGGGUGAAAUUCCACAACAAGUGCUGUGAGGAGUGGCUGUGUGAGGAGGGCAGCAAGGAGAAGCGCUUUGGAAUGGCCGUGGCGGUUUUCAGGGAGGAUCCAGGUCACAAGCCAGAGCUGAACAGCCUGCAGGAAAACUGCCUGGUGCAGACCACAGAGUGGAGUGCAUGUUCCCGGAGCUGUGGAAUGGGCAUCUCCACCCGUGUGACCAACGACAACCCCCAGUGCCGCCUGGAGAAAGAGACACGGCUCUGCAUAGUCCGGCCCUGCAACUUCUCUGUGGAGAAAACCAAGAAGGGGAAGAAGUGUGUGCGGACCCCAAAGCCACGCCAGAGGCUCCACUUUGAGUUUUCAGGGUGCACCAGCACUCACUCCUACCGGCCCCGGUUCUGUGGCAGCUGCUCCGACGGGCGCUGCUGCACCCCGUUCCUCACCAGCACCAUAGACGUGGAGUUUUGCUGCCCUGAGGGGGACUUCUUCCAGAGGAAGAUGAUGUUCAUCAAGAUGUGCUCCUGCCACUAUGACUGCCCUCGAGACAAUGACAUCUUCCUGGCCACAUAUCAUCGUCGGAUGAUCGGAGACCACAUCAAGACCGAGCAGAAAUAGCCCUGUCCUGCCAGAUCUGAGGUGUCCAGGAGGGCUCUGCAGUACUUUCAUGGCUGUGUUCYAGGACAAUGCAGCCUCUUCCCCCUCAGCAGCACCAUUCACACCAGUGGUACCAGCAGUUUUUCCCAACAAGCUGAGGAGGAAGAGCCCCAGCUGCCUCAGCCCCCUGACCCCCACCCAUGGUAGUGCAAAGGUCAGUGGAGGAACCAAAACCAGGCUUGAGGUGCAAACUUGAUCUGUAUUCCCACUGGUCAGAGGGGAGAGUGGAUCAAAGUGAUGUGAUGUCAGCCCAGACCACAGCUCCUGAUUCAAACUCUAGGAGUUCUUCCAGCAGGAACUGGGUUGGGCCAGGCUGCCAGACCAAGGUGUUCCCUGCAGGUACCACUCUGGACAGCUUUUAGUGCCUUGAUGAGUAUUUUGYAGAACCAUGGAGUGGUUUGGGUUGGAAAKGACUUUAAAGCUCAUCUUGUUUCAACCCUCUGCAAUGKGCAGGGACAACUUCCAACAGACCAGGUUGCUUCAAGCUCUGUCCAACCAGGCCUYGGASACUUCCAGGGAUGRGGCAGCCACAGCUGCUCUGGGCACCCUGUGCCAGGGCCUCACUGCCCUCACAGGGAGGAAUUUCUCCCUAARCUUGUCAGAAAUGGCUCUGGGGUGGGAGGGGGACUGGACCCCACCAGCUCACACAUGCACAGUGAGGCUACAGCUAUUUCAACUCUGGAAUUUUUUCUCUGGAUAUUUGUAAGAAGGAGAAAYGCUAUUCAGCUCUGGUAUCCCUGGAGAGUUUAAGGCACUGGCAAGAGAAAUUCUCCUAUUUGUAAAUGGAGCAGAUCCCUUCUGCAGUUACUGAGGCAGUGCCAUGGAGAGCUGUUGGCACUGGAGUCUCCAGCAGUGGGUUUCCCUCCUGGCCACAGUCUCUCUGCCAGUAAGGGCACCCCAUUGCCASUCCAUAGCUCCAGGAAAGACCACCAGUGCCAGUGGUGUGUCCAGAAGUACCUUGGCAGCUCUGUGGGACUGCUGAGGUCUUGUGAGGUGUGGAAAAAUCUUCUGAUUUUUUAGCAGAAACGUCCAGGUACAGCACCUGAUUCUGUUUCUUAAAUCAUCCCUGUUUACCACCACUGGAAUUCAUGAAGAAUUCCUGUUCCAGCCAGGCAGGAGCAGCAGCCCCAAGGUUUCACCUCACCAUAUCUUCSUCCCCCAUAUCAGAGCCUGAUGCCAAGGGACAGUCCCAGCUGCUGCCCUGAAUCUCCAGACUGCUGACAGACCAGCUCAGGGUGCACAUCCCAUCCCAGCCCCUCUUCUUUCUGUCUCAGCCUGYGACAGCUUGUGAGCCUUCAGCCUCAUGUAAUCGAUUUGAACUGUAAAUAGUUUAUCUGCUGUUUCUGUUUUUAAGACCUUUGUACAGUCUCAGUAUCCCAUUGGCACAGCGCUGCUCAUGCCAUUUCCCCCUGCUCAGCUUCUCUSCUGCCGUUCAUCAGCUGCUGAGCCAAAAACCAUGCUGAGGUUGCACUUUACUCAGCACUAAUAAAUAUUUCUUUAUUUUUUAUA